Priapulus caudatus is the source of this 714-nucleotide messenger RNA. RefSeq lists its product as uncharacterized. The coding region runs from base 1 to 714 and encodes 237 amino acids. The record is from RefSeq and is a predicted model, not a curated record. Gene Ontology annotation, molecular function: nucleic acid binding; zinc ion binding. The transcript has a single exon. Lineage: Eukaryota; Metazoa; Priapulida; Priapulimorpha; Priapulimorphida; Priapulidae.
AUGCCAAAACGGAACAGAGAAUACGACGUCUAUAGAUUCCGACAGGCGAAACAGAAUCAAGGUGAGAAUAUAAUGACGUACUGUACUAGACUCAGAAAGCAGGCAGAGUACUGUGAAUUUCCAAACUUGAAUGGAGAAAUAAAAUCACAGAUUAUACAAUCCUGUCUGUCCUCACGGCUACGAAGGAGGGCACUACGAGACAGUGAUAUAACACUAGAUGAGCUACUGACACUGGCUCGUGGAUUCGAACUGAGUGAUCAGCAGGCACAUGUAAUAGAGCAUCCCAACGGUAGGGAGGAAAGUGUACAGAUGAUACACAAUAGGCAGCCGCCGAAUAGCUUCAGAGGAAAAGCAAGGGGGCGAGGAAAACAGAGCUAUAGGAAACCCUGUGCACAGCAACAAAAGGAAAAGACCCGACAGUGCUAUAGAUGCGGAGGAGAAUUCCCACAUCAAAGUAACUGCCCGGCAAAAGGCAAAAUGUGUAGUUUGUGCAAGAAAUCAAACCACUUUGCCAAGAUGUGCAAAUCUCGUCAAUAUAAAGACAAGGCAUACAGUAUAGAGGCACCUGUCAGGGAACCAAGCUCUGAGGAAGACGAAUAUGGUUUCCAUAUAAAGGGAAAUAACUCGUCACCGAAAGCAGAGAUCAUUCUGAACAAAACCCCCAUGAGUAUUAUCGUGGACACGGGGGCAACAGUAGAUAUAAUCAUGAUAUAA